This is a messenger RNA of Morchella sextelata, 1350 nucleotides long. RefSeq lists its product as uncharacterized. Gene Ontology annotation, molecular function: cellulose binding; hydrolase activity, hydrolyzing O-glycosyl compounds. Gene Ontology annotation, biological process: carbohydrate metabolic process. Bases 1 to 1350 code for a protein of 449 amino acids. The transcript is spliced from 10 exons. The record is from RefSeq and is a predicted model, not a curated record. Lineage: Eukaryota; Fungi; Ascomycota; Pezizomycetes; Pezizales; Morchellaceae. Gene Ontology annotation, cellular component: extracellular region.
AUGAAGUAUUUAGCACUUGUUACAGUCUUGAGUGCCGUGCUAUCUCCUGUGUUGGCACAGGUUCCGGUUUAUGGACAAUGCGGUGGGGUAACUUAUACAGGAUCAACAACAUGUGCAAGCGGAUCCACCUGCAUCAAAUAUAGUGACUACUACUAUCAAUGCGUUCCUGGCACCGCAACAACUACCGCAGCUCCAGUAACAACUACCACGCGAGUUACCACUACUACAGUUCCAGUAACCACAACUUCCCAAGGGGGUUCUUCACCCACUGCUUCUGGUGUAGUGACGAGAUCUGGGACAACAUUCAUGCUGAACGGAAAGAAGUUUUAUUUCGUUGGAUCAAAUGCAUACUGGCUUCCUAUGCUUGCGAGUACAGUAGAUGUUGAUAAGGCUCUUGAUGAUUUUAAGGCUUCUGGAAUGGAUGUUCUUCGUAUAUGGGGAUUUGCAGACCUCACCAGUAGCUCUGGUACUCAAACGGCAUUUCAGGUCUGGAGCGGCAGCACUCCUACAAUCAAUACUGGAGCCAAUGGACUCCAAAGACUUGACUACAUCGUUGCUGCAGCAAGAGCUCGAAACAUUCGCCUUGUGAUUCCGCUCGUCAACAACUGGCAAGAUUACGGCGGUAUGGACAGAUAUGUCCAAUCAAUGUUGGGAUCUGGAGGCCUACAUGAUGACUUCUACACAAAUGCGAACAUCAAGGCUGCCUAUAAGAAUUAUGUUAAAGCUGUGGUUACAAGAUACAGUUCGAGUGAACCUGCAAUAUUUGCUUGGCAAUUAACGAAUGAGCUUCGCUGUAAAGGGACUCUUACGGCGAGUUCAUCUUGUAACGCCGCAACACUUACGAAUUGGGUAAACGAGAUGUCCACAUAUAUCAAGUCACUUGACCCGACCCACAUGGUUUCUGUUGGUGAUGAAGGCUUCUUCAAUCGUGCAGGAAACUCUGAAUGGGAGUAUGGCGGUGGAGAAGGGGUUGAUAAUGAAGCUUACCUCAGGUUGGCUAAUGUCGACUACGGAACUUUCCAUCUCUAUGUUAGUUCUUGGAGCAAGACUUAUGCAUGGGGUGAUCAAUGGAUCAAAGACCAUGCUGCUGUCGCAACAUCUGUAGGGAAGCCCAUGGUUUUCGAGGAAUAUGGCGUUCCACGCUCAAGUGGUCAGCGUUUGACCGUCAUCCGCACCUGGCAUGAUAUUGUUCUCGCAAACGCAAUUGCUGGUGACAUCUGGCAAUUUGGGACUGUUCUCCCGAGCGCUGGAAGGACCCACGAUGAUACCAAUACCAUUUUCACGGAUGACGCUGAGUAUAACGAACUUGUGGUACAGUAUGUUCCACGAAUGGAGGCGAAGAACGCAUGA